Messenger RNA from Amoebophrya sp. A120, 2428 nucleotides. NCBI's taxonomy places the organism in Eukaryota, Dinophyceae, Syndiniales, Amoebophryaceae. The record is from the annotation of a GenBank genome assembly.
AGUACACCACUGCGGUGACGAAGGCGAAGGUGCGAUCGGGGCACGCAGCCCUGUGCUCCAGCCGGGUACCGAUCCCGUCGGUGACGUAUCUGAACACCGCGACUCUGGUGAAUUGCGACCUGGAGGUUUCGAGACUGUACAAGGUGUACGUGUACAUCGAAGAUGAUUUGAUGCAGGUCCCGGCGGACGGAAAACUCCAUUUGCCGGCGUUGGAGCUGGUCACGAACAGUCGCUACUUGUCGAAUUUUUUCACAGUCUACCCGUAUUUCAACCAAUUAACGUUGACAGCCGACGUCUCCCCUACCGUCGUACGGUUCAACUAUGCGGCAAACAACACCGGAAGAAUCUACGCCGGCUUGCUGUUAGAAGAUUCGGCAACAGACCAAAAGUGCGGCUCGUACGACUUGGAACCGGUUGGGUUUAAGCAAGACGUCCCGCCCUUCCUCUGUGGCGCGUACGGGAAGGAGGUGAGAGUCGCCACGGGGCAGUUUGUGAUCGAUCAGGCGGUGGAGAACAUUCCGAUCAGCACCGUGGAACUGGAAAAUUGCAACCUCGUGGGUGGAAAGUCGUACAAUCUGUAUGUCUACGUGGAAGACUACAACCCGGUGACGAACUACUUCGCCGGAGCGAUGUCGGACGCCGUAGAGAUCAACAUUCCCGUGUCCAAUUCCUUCGGCCAAGCCGACAUUGUCGACGACACAACCGCGAUUUCUGCGGGUGGAGUCACUACCGACGGCCUGACGUUCGCGGUGACAAUCAGCAACAAAGGGUUCGGCUGGGCGGAGAUUUUCGAGUCCGCGAACAUCCAGACGAUCGACAUCGCGGAGAUGAAGUCCGGUCGGUUCGCCGUCGGGAGCUCGAGCUGCAGGGUCAGCGGGACGGCGUACAACAGUUCGUUCGAACUCACCGAAAAUGGGACGAGCGUGCUGAAAACAACUGACCCCGAAAACGGUGUUUACAACUGGACGCUGUCCGGGUGUUCGCUAACUCGGAAGCAGCCCUACAGCUACUACCUCUACGUGGAGGACGAACGGCAAAAGUCGGACGGAACUUUGCUCGGCCCGUUUGCGCUCCCGUUGCGGGAUUACUCCAACUACUUUCGGGCCGAUAUCGAAUACUACGGAAAGCCGCACCUCCGGGGGACGCCAACGAGGGACCGGUUUGCGCUCGGCUUCACGCCGGAGUUCAACGGGAAAAUUUGGUGUUUAGUCGUGGAUGAUGCUUCAACUAUCCCGAGCUACCUGGCUUUCGUGAACCAAACACAAGCGAAAACCAGCGCGGAAGUCGCCAAGGGGGUGAAGGUCACGAGCUUCACCUCAGACGCGGGUUUGAUCCUUGCCCGCGUCGACAAUGUUGAAGUAAAAGCCGGGGUUUUGCAGGAAGUAGAACUACUCGGGAGUUUCGAAUUAAGCAAGAACUACACGGCUUUCUUCUACCUCGAAGACGAAAACGGGCUCAACGACGGCUCUCUCCACCGCUUACCCGCAAUCACCAUCCCGGCGAAGAUCGAUUCGAUUAAUUUUUUCCACACCUUUCCCUACUUGUGCAACACUCCGACUACGGACGGCAUCGAGUUCAAGUUUGCGGCGAACCAAACCGGGUAUCUGUGGGCCACGCUUUUCGGCUCGGAGCAUUUACACCACGGCAUCACGGAUGCGAAGUCGGUCAAGUACCGGAGCGGAAAUGUGCAACCGAUGUUGGAAUGCUUUCUGAGCGCAGUGCCGAUAACGGCUAGCACCGGAGAUACAACAGCGUCCAUGACAACAUUGAACUUUACCAGCUGCUCACUUUACGCAGGGAAGGAGUACAACGUUUUGGUCUACAUCGAAUCGGAGGAGCUGGAGCUCGAUGCAAACGGAACAGCAGUCGCGAACUCCUUCCUGCAGCUCGAUUCGGACGGCACGCCCGGGAACGGGACCCUCGCACCCAUGUUCAACUUCAAGGUGCCGAUUUCGAACAACUUAACAGCCUACCAACUCUCCACGAUUCCCACGUACACGAAGCUAACUGGGUCGGAGUUCGACGUUUCUGUGACUGCGGAGAAGACUGGGAGGGUUUGGGUCGCGGUUUUCCCGAUUUCUGUCUUCAUCGCGUACUUCCCGAUGGGCAUGGGCACUCUGAGCUCCGAUGGGGUCGUCGACACGAGUAGCGGAAUGCACAGCAGUAGUUCAGUAUCCUCCUACAGACGGCAGCUGCAGUACAGCUACGGCAGUUCUUCUUCUUCCAGUUCGGCGUCCUACUCCGCUGCGUCCUCCUCCGUCACGCCGAGCUACAGCUCGCCGACGACGUCUAGUUCGUCAAUAGCAGCUUCGAGUACCUCUAGCGCGAGCUCAUCCAGUGGUUACUCCUCUUCCGGCGGCACGGCAGUGAUCAAUUACAUCAGCUCUGGUUACGACGCGGCGGCCGCGGCCGCGACGACCACCACGAC